Lotus japonicus is the source of this 483-nucleotide messenger RNA. RefSeq lists its product as uncharacterized. The transcript has a single exon. The coding region runs from base 1 to 483 and encodes 160 amino acids. The record is from RefSeq and is a predicted model, not a curated record. NCBI's taxonomy places the organism in Eukaryota, Viridiplantae, Streptophyta, Magnoliopsida, Fabales, Fabaceae.
AUGGGCCUGCAGUGUUUGUUAAUUGUGAUUCUUUUUCUGCUUGGAUGUGCAGAAUCAAGGUCCUCAAUUCAUGCCUUCAACCACACUGACAUACAAGUAGCAAUAGAAGACAUGAGAUCAAAAUCAUACUAUGGAUUUGCAAUGCUUUUGCAGAUGCUGAAUGGAACAUCACAGCCAAUUAGGGAGCUAACUUUCUUUAUGCCAGAUGAUAGAGAACUAUCUUCUGCUUCCAUUUCAGCUGAUGAAAUAGAUGAGUUCUUGCUAAGCCAUGCCAUCCCAAUGCCUCUCUACUUCAAUGAUUUAUCUCAUUUCCCAACUGGCACCGUUGUUCCCUCAGGGGUGAGUUCCAGAAUGAUUCAUAUCCACAACCGCGGCAGGGGCGAUUACUUUGUUAAUAAUGCACAAAUCGUUUCGGCAAAUGUUUGCUUGAACUCUGUCAUCAAAUGCCAUGGCAUUGAUGAAGUAAUUGAAUAUGAUGCUUGA